ACCAGACGGAUUCCCCCACUCAGAAUCCAAUCCAACAAACGUACUACACCAAACAACAAAACCCUCAAUUCCACCCCGCAAGGCAGCGCAGGCGUCAAGGCUGAUUCAGGUCUGGGUGUGAUCUUUCUCCCUCUUUCUCUGAAGAGAUGGGGGGCGCGGCGUCGAGGCUCGCCGCCCCGAUAAAGCACCGGCGGGUGGAGAGGGAGCUGGACAACAAGGUGGCGGAGGCGCUGCGGGAGCGGGCCAAGGCGAGGAAGAAGACGUUCCGGUCGGUGAACAGCAUCACCAUGCGCCUCCCUCGCUUCAAGGACGGCCUCAAGGACAUCCGGGACGUCUUCGCCCUCUACGACACGGACUCCAACGGGACGAUCGACAACGAGGAGCUGCGGAGCUGCCUGAGCAAGCUCGAGGUGCGGAUGUCGGAGAAGGAAGCCGACGACGUGCACCGCUACUGCGACGUCGACAGCCGCAAGGGGAUCCAGUUCCAGGAGUUCGUCGUCCUCAUCUGCCUCAUGUACCUGCUCUUCGGCCCAAACGUCACGCGCCGGGUUUCCGAGUUCGAGUCGGACAAGCUCAACUACAUCUUCGACGAGCUCAUCGACGCUUUCCUCUUCUUCAACAGGGACGGCGACGGCAAGGUGACCAGGAAAGACGUCACCCAGAGGAUGAACGAGGAGUCUGACCGGGAGAGGACGCCCACCCACAUCACCACACAGCUCUUCAAGGAGAUGGACCUGAACAAGAACGGCAAGGUGAACCUCAAGGAGUUCCUCUUCUCCAUGAUCAGAUGGGCAGGGCUCGAGCCCGAGGAAGGAGAUGAAAGCAACGACACUUCUCUGUAGUGUAGUUUAGGCUUCUUCCCCUCAUCAGUUUGUCAAAAAUAUAAGCAAUCACCAUUUGCAAGUUAAUCCUUCAUGUUUUAUGACAAAGCACCGUCUGUUAUGGUGUCAUUAGUUACCCUCAGAUGUUCAGGGCAGAUGGAACUUCAUGUAUACACAGCAGACAGCAUAGUGGCCAAGAGACUGCAUCCCGAAAGUUUGUAUAGUAUGUAAUAAUGACCAUUAAUUUUAUGGAACAAUACAAAUUUGCAUCAUCAA
This is a messenger RNA of Triticum urartu, 1097 nucleotides long. Lineage: Eukaryota; Viridiplantae; Streptophyta; Magnoliopsida; Poales; Poaceae. The record is from RefSeq and is a predicted model, not a curated record.